CGCUUGCGCAGUGCGUCCUGGAGGGCUCCAGAGCCGCUGCUGACCCACGUGUGGCGUGAAGCCCCGAGCAUCAUGUUGUGAGGAGAUGGGGGCCUGGGUCACGCGCGCCCUGAGGAAUUUCAACGUGGAGAACCGGGCCGAACGCGAACUCAGCAAGAUGAAGCCCCUGUCGGCGCCCCGGCACCCCUCCACCAAGAGCCUCCUGCAGGAGCAGAUGAGCCGCCAUCCAGAGAUUGAGGGAGAAAUCGCUCGGAAAGAUGACAAGCUGUUGUCACUGCUAAGAGAUGUUUAUGUGAAUUCCAAAGAUCCAGUGUCUUUGAAGGUGAAAGAUGCUGGAGUACUUCAGGAGUCAAAGGAGUUCAGAUUGCCAAUAGGCCAUCACUUUGAAAUGAUGAAUAUCAAGAGCAUUCCCAAAGGCAAAAUUUCAAUUGUAGAAGCAUUGACACUUCUUAAUAAUCACAAACUUUAUCCAGAAACGUGGACAGCUAAAAAAAUAGCAGAAGAAUACCAACUAGAACUGAAGGAUGUAAAUUCCCUGCUCAAAUACUUUGUUACUUAUGAAGUUAAAGUUUUCCCUGCUAAAGACAAGAAAGCAUUACAACCAAAAUGAAGACAUUUAUAAAAUUGAUCUUCCUGUGUACUUUUUAGCCCUUUACCCUAUUUUCUUGGUUUUGGGAUAUAUUAAUUACAGAAUGUAUAAUGCUCCCUUCUUGUAAAAGUACUAUUUAUUAAGUUUGUUGAUUUUUCAGGAAUGCUAACAAUUUUGUUUUGAGCUCUCAAUUAGAAAUUUAUUCAUAAUGUAUCAGCAUGUCUAAGUAUAGAUUUAUUAUAAAUAAAGGAGAUAAUGUGUUACUUUAGGGAACACAUGUCAAAGUUUAAUCUUCCAAUUUAGCUCAUAAUUCCUUAUUUAUUUAGAACUGUGAAAGCAAGUUUCCUGACUGUAGUCUGAAACUUUCUUUUUUGAGGGGUCAGGGGAAGGGGAGAUUGAACAAUGAGGAAAGCUAAGUGUUUUGUUUUUCAAAUAACUGCCGUUAGAAUGGAUUCUAAAUUAAUAGGAAAUACAUUUUUGUUAUUCCAGUAUAUAGCAAUUAGGAUAUUUCUUUUGAAUUGACAUUAUAUGUGGAUGACAGCCUUAAAAAUGAUUAAAAAAUUAAUAUUGUCUGA
Messenger RNA from Sorex fumeus (smoky shrew), 1164 nucleotides. RefSeq names its product NADH:ubiquinone oxidoreductase complex assembly factor 4 (gene NDUFAF4). Gene Ontology annotation, biological process: mitochondrial respiratory chain complex I assembly. The coding region runs from base 86 to 610 and encodes 174 amino acids. The record is from RefSeq and is a predicted model, not a curated record. NCBI's taxonomy places the organism in Eukaryota, Metazoa, Chordata, Mammalia, Eulipotyphla, Soricidae. The transcript has 3 exons. Gene Ontology annotation, cellular component: mitochondrion.